Molecule: messenger RNA, 1779 nt
Organism: Archocentrus centrarchus (flier cichlid)
Lineage: Eukaryota; Metazoa; Chordata; Actinopteri; Cichliformes; Cichlidae
Product: aminoacyl tRNA synthase complex-interacting multifunctional protein 1-like
Exons: 4
Coding region: 70-960 (296 amino acids)
Molecular function (GO): tRNA binding
Source: RefSeq, a predicted model, not a curated record
AGGAGGAGAAAAAGGAGGAGGAGGAGGUGGGGAUCGACGCAAAAGCAGUCUGCGAACAUUUGCAACACAAUGGGGCGCAGCGAGGAGCUCAGUGAGUUUCAGCGGGGCACUGUGGUAGGAUGCUACCUGUGCAACAAAUCAGUCCGUGAGAUCUCCGCGCUGUUGAGCCUGCCCCGGUCCACUGUCAGCGCCGUGAUUUUAAAGUGGAAACGUGGAGGAAUAACGACGGCUCUGCCCCGGAGCGGCCGACCGCACAAGCUCAAAGAGGAGGAUCGCCAAGUGCUGGAGAGAGUGGCGCUGGAGAAGUGUUUGCCCUCCAUAAAAGCUCUCACCGCCGAGUUUCAGACCGCAUCCGGAGCCAAUGUCAGCUCCACCACUGUCCGCAGGGAGCUUCAUGAGAUGGGUUUCCGAGGCCGAGUGUCCUCAUACGGCAAGCCCAAAGGAGGGCCAAAGGUGGCAAAGAAGCAGGUGGACGUGUCCCGUCUGGACCUGCGCAUUGGACGUGUAGUCGCAGCGCAGCAGCUCCCAGACACUGAUGGACUGUAUGUGGAGCAGAUUGAUGUUGGAGAGGCUUUUCCCAGGACAGUGGUCAGUGAAGUGGCUCACCACAUACCUCUGGAGCAGAUGCAGAAUCGUAUGGUAGUCCUGCUGUGUAACGUGAAGCCAGUGGAGACAAGAGGAAUUGUGAACCAAGCCAUGCUCAUGUGUGCCACCUCGCAAGACAAGCUGGAAAUCCUUGAUCCUCCGAGCGGAGCAGUACCAGGGGACAGAGUGACUUUCCAGGAAUUCCCAGGGGAGCCUGAUAAAGAGCUGAACCCCAAACAGAAGGUGUGGGAACAGGUUCAGCCAGACCUGCGCACAGACGGCCAGUGCGUUGCAACCUACAAAGGAGCUGCCUUUGAAGUUGCUGGAAAGGGAAUGUGCAAAGCUCAAACCAUGUCUGACUGUGAAAUUAAAUAAAUGAUCAGAGCCCCGUGCAAGUUUCUGCAGCCGGACGAGAUCUAAUAUUAUUGUGGAAAGCAUUCCCAGAAUAGUGGAGACUGUUACAGAUGCAUUUCAAUGCCCACUGUUUGGGAGGGACAUAUCCCCCAAAAAAUCACACGGGUGCUAUGCUGGAUGGUCGUGCACUUUUGUGCUAUAAACCAAGUAAAAUCAUCGCAAAGUGCCCUAUGUUGGAUGGACAUGAGAAUUACUUAAAUGUUUUUUUUUUUAAUGGAAAAAAAAUUGUGUAGUUUUGAAUUUGACCAAUGGGGGGCACUAGCAUUCCCCAUGAUCACAUGCAGUAUGUGUCUGCUGGUUAGUUCACAUGGUAGCAUGCACCACACUGGCCACCUCAGCCUGGUGAAAAGAAAAGGAAAAUUCAGAGAGUCCUUUUUUUUUUUUUCCUCCCUUCGGUAAAAUGUUGUUUUCCGUGAAGACUAUAAAGGUCAUUUCUUUUCUGCUAAAGAAGAGAUGAAACAGUUCAGAAAUUCCUUUGAAAAGGGUGGGGUUUUUGUUUUUUCAAUGAUGAAAAUGAGCUGAAAAUCAGUCCAGCAUGAAAGAAACUUUCUACUGAGUCCUAUGUGUUGUUUAGCAAUCCACAAAGUCUGUGAUUUUGUUUCUUGGCAAAUCUGUUAUCUUAAAAACAAUUCAGCUUUUUUUUUUUAUCAGUGGCUUCCUGAAGUUUAAAAACACUGUGGUACUUCUGAAUCUUUGAUUUGGACGUAAAAGUGUUUUUACAGUAUCGUCAAAUUUUGUAUGUCACCACUUUGCUGUUGUGUUUCACUGGUGGAUGCUCAU